AAUUUAUAAAUAAAAACUGACCGUUCUACAUUCGGGUUUUAAACGCGAUCAAAAUCUCCGUCUAAAACAUUAUUUAAUCAAACAAUCAACGGAAAGGACCCUCUUGCAGUAAGCAUCCACCAUGUCAUCCUCGCCAGGCGACGGUCGUUAUGCAUUCAAUUCCCCGGAGAACAAAGACGCCAAACCGCUCUACAACUCCACGGACAAUUUCCUACCGCUCGGCUUCAGCACCCCUCAGCACAGAAACAGUGGACUGCACAGCUCGCACAACCGGAACUACUAUUCGGCACAGCCUAAGUACAUGCUCCCAAGGCAGCGCGGAUUCCACAACCGGAACCGGAACCCUCAACACCCGCAACAGCAGCAGCAGCAACAACAGGGCAACAGUGGUUCCCCAGCUAAUGACGAAGAACGCCCUCCCCAGCAGUGGAGGAACUUCCACAACCGCGAUUGGAAAGGGCAAAACUUCCAACAGCGGUCUCACAAAAAUCGGUUCCAGCAACAGAAUUUCCAGCGGAAUAACCGUUCUGGGAUGGGAAACAAUCAGAGCACAACAGAUAAUCAUGGCGGCAAAUACGACGUAAACGACUACGUUCACCCCUCGAUGUUGGAAGAUCCCUGGCGACAGCUAGUGCAGCAGAAUGAACGGAACAAGAGCCAGGAAGCAGACUCCAGUGACGGUGGCGGGGGAGGGGGAAGCGGAAGCGAUGUCGGGGAAGAUUGAGAAGGGUCGAGUUUUGAACACUGUGUAAUUGUUAUGGAAGGGUAUCGGGAUUCCUAACAGUUGAGAAACAAAAAACUGAUGUUAAUUCGAUAAGACAAUUGAAUUAAAUGAAAUACAUUCUCAAAUUAAUUAUUAAUAAACGAAA
This is a messenger RNA of Aedes aegypti (yellow fever mosquito), 869 nucleotides long. RefSeq names its product splicing factor, arginine/serine-rich 15. The record is from RefSeq and is a predicted model, not a curated record. The transcript has 2 exons. Lineage: Eukaryota; Metazoa; Arthropoda; Insecta; Diptera; Culicidae. Bases 122 to 724 code for a protein of 200 amino acids.